GCAAGACAUAUCAUUUUCUGUCACUCUUGUAUAUCUUGGUGACCUUCUUAGAUUUUCUAGCUCUUCAUUCGAGAUCCAUCAUCAUCUUCUUCAAUUUCAUUUACUUUCUCUAUUCACAUCAUGGGGGAUGAGAAGGCUAAUAAUCUCCCUAAUUCCUCUAUUCACACCAUGGGGGAUGAGAAGACUAAUAAUCUCCCUAACAUUCUCUUAUCUCGUGGACUUGAUGGUGUGAAGCAUGGCUACCACUAUCUAAUCUCCCAUGCAACUCUCCUAUUAUUAGUUCUUCUUUCAGGGGUCGUUUCAGUUCAUCUUUCCACUCUAAAAUCGGAAGAUUUGGUGCUAUUAUGGGAUCAGUUGAGAUUGAAUUUUUUUACAAUAAUUUUGUGUUUUGGUCUUAAGGUUUUACUAGGUUUUUUCUAUUUGAUGACUAGGCCUAGGAAAGUUUAUAUGGUUGAUUUUGCAUGUUACAAACCUGGACCUCAACUUUUGUGUACCAGAAAGCGGGCUGCUGAGAUAACUAGAAAAACAGGGGUAUUCAAUGAAGAAAAUCUAGACUUCAUGAAGAGAAUCCUGGAGAGGGCAGGAUUGGGGGAGAAGACGUAUUUCCCAGAAGCUUUUUUCAAUUAUCCACCAGAUCCCGGCAUGGCUGAGGCAAGAAAGGAGGCAGAAAUGGUUAUGUUUGGUGCCAUUGAUGAGCUGUUGGAAAAAACUGGAGUGAGGGCCAAAGAUAUUGGGAUUCUUGUGGUGAAUUGUGGUUGUUUUUGUCCAACUCCAUCUCUGUCUUCUAUGAUUGUCAACCAUUACAAACUUAGGACCAAUAUUCUGAGCUACAACCUUGGUGGUAUGGGUUGCAGUGCUGGAGUUAUCUCAAUUGAUCUUGCCAAGUACCAUCUACAGGUGCUUCGAAACUCCUAUGCCCUUGUGGUGAGUACGGAAAACCUGACCCUCAAUGCAUACAGGGGAAACAAUCCCUCCAUGCUCGUCUCCAAUGCCCUCUUUCGCGUCGGGGGGACCGCAAUUUUGCUAUCAAACAAGCCAUCCGAUCGUCCUCGUUCAAAAUAUCAGCUCAGCCACAUUGUACGUACUCACAAAGGGGCCCAAGACAAAUUUUACAAUUGUGCUGUCCAGCAAGAGGAUGAGGAUAAUAAAGUUGGAAUAGCCUUGUCUAAAGAUCUUAUGAUCAUAGCUGGAGAGGCUUUAAAAUCGAAUAUUAUAGCACUCGCGCCGCUGAUUCUGCCCGCCUCUAAAAAACUCCUCUACGUAAUUAAUUUGUUCGCGAGGAAGUAUUUAAACAAGAAGAUCAAGCCGUAUGUUCCCGAUUUCAAGCUCGCAUUGGAGCAUUUUUGCAUUCACGCCGGAGGAAGAGCUGUGUUAGAUGCCGUGCAAAAGGCCCUUGACCUAAGCGAGUGGCAAUUGGAGCCUUCAAGAAUGACGCUGUAUAGAUUUGGCAAUACUUCCACUAGCUCUACUUGGUAUGAAUUGGCUUAUUUGGAGGCCAAGGGGAGGGUGAAAAAGGGUGACCGAGCAUGGCAGAUUUCCUUUGGUGCAGGAUUCAAAUGCAAUAGUGCUGUGUGGCGGGCAUUGAAGGACAUUGAUCCAUCUAAGGAGAAGAAUUGUUGGACGGAUGAAAUUGAUGAAUUUCCUGUUCAGGUACCUAAAUGUCAACCGUUGGUUCUUGAUUGAAACAAUUAUUUGUCAUCUUUCUUGUAAUUUUGAGACAAGUAAAUUUACUGUGUAAUGUAAGCCCCUCCCCCCCCCCCCCCCCCACCACCACCACAAAAAAAAAAAAGAAAAAGAAAGUGGUGCUUACAAGAUUACUUGUAUUAAUUAGAAAUGUCGUCGUCAUUCUUGUGUAGUCUAGUGAACAAAAUGGUUCAUUAGAUCUGUUGUCCCAAGUUUAAUUUCACCAAAGUAUUGAUAAAGUUAUUUUGUGUCGUUUUGUGUCCA
Coffea eugenioides is the source of this 1947-nucleotide messenger RNA. RefSeq names its product 3-ketoacyl-CoA synthase 20-like. Gene Ontology annotation, biological process: fatty acid biosynthetic process. Gene Ontology annotation, cellular component: membrane. Gene Ontology annotation, molecular function: acyltransferase activity, transferring groups other than amino-acyl groups. The coding region runs from base 121 to 1683 and encodes 520 amino acids. The record is from RefSeq and is a predicted model, not a curated record. The transcript has 2 exons. NCBI's taxonomy places the organism in Eukaryota, Viridiplantae, Streptophyta, Magnoliopsida, Gentianales, Rubiaceae.